This is a messenger RNA of Myxocyprinus asiaticus (Chinese sucker), 2399 nucleotides long. RefSeq names its product matrix remodeling-associated protein 8-like. Gene Ontology annotation, cellular component: membrane; cell surface. Gene Ontology annotation, biological process: establishment of glial blood-brain barrier; cell adhesion. The transcript has 11 exons. NCBI's taxonomy places the organism in Eukaryota, Metazoa, Chordata, Actinopteri, Cypriniformes, Catostomidae. The record is from RefSeq and is a predicted model, not a curated record. The coding region runs from base 100 to 1509 and encodes 469 amino acids.
GGUCGACGAACUUCUCAGGUGAGGUAACGCAGUCUUUUGAAAGCAGCAGUUUUAUCGGACACCAGAAUUUGAACAACUAUCUUCACCACUUUUUCAAACAUGCUUCGUUUCAUCUGGACUGCCUUCCUUUUACCAUGCGCCUGGGCACAAAACAGCAUGCAGGGUGUUGUCGUUGAGGCGAGGAACAUUACUGUUCCAGCAGGGUCAGAUGUCAUUUUGCCAUGUCACAACCAGCAGAUGGUUUGGAGGCAGGAUCGCUUGCGGGACCGCCAGCGUGCCGCGCACUGGGACCUGAUCCGGAACCAACCCGAUUACACUGUGGAACGUGUUGUAGAUAUGUUCUCAGGGGGAACUGAGCGCCUGUAUAAUGACUACAACAAGGGCCGUAUUACUAUCUCAAAAGAUGCCUUCAGUGAUGGCAACUUCUCGCUGGUUAUUAACAAUGUGGACAUGAAUGAUAAAGGUAUUUAUACCUGCAACCUGCAUCACCACUAUUGCAAGGUCCACCAGUCCAUUAAAAUCCAACUCAACAUCACUAAAUCAGCACGAAAGGAGAGACGUGUGUGGGACGGUGAUAAGCCUGUGUUUGUGGUUCUGGUGGGGAAGAGUGUGGUUCUUCCUUGUGUGAACCGUAGACCAUUGUGGACGGACAGUCAUAGAGACGAAGGCCAGCAGCAGGUCGUUCACUGGGACUGGCAAGCACCCGGGGUCACCCGUGACCGAGCAGACCGCCUCAUUGACAUGUACGCCUCUGGAGAAAACCGGCAGUACGGACCGCUGUUCCUCCGGCAGAAGAUGAAUAUCUCAACUGAUGCAUUCUCCAUGGGAGAUUUCUCUCUGAGCAUACAUAACAUUCAACCUUCGGAUAAAGGCCUGUAUUCUUGUCAUCUUCACCAUCACUACUGUGGUCUUCAUGAGAGGCGAAUCUUCAGAGUGAUAGUUGGUCCAUCUGUCCAACCUUUGCCUCCAGCACGUGUCCCUACUGAAGCACCAACAAUUCCCUUUUCCUAUCCAGUCAUACCUGCUGAUGACCCAAACCGACGCAUCGGACAGGGGGUUGGGAGCCAUGUUGUCCCAGGUGGUCGAGGGGGAGGAGUGCCCGGCGCUGUACAUCAGCCGGAAGCUUUUGGCGAGAGGCGAGAUACAAACAUGGUUGAAGCACCUCACGUCCUCAAUGUAAUUCUGCCUGAGAAUCAAACUCACCUCCUGCACCAAGUAGGCUACAUCCUGGCAAUCUUCCUGUUGCUUCUCCUCAUGCUCAUAGGAAUCAUAAUGACCACUAGGCACUGUAUAAAGAAAGAGCCUGUGCUUGAGGUUCGGAAGUACGAGCGCAGGGAUCGAAGGGCAUCAGUUAAGCAAGAUGCCACAGAACUGCAAUCCUACAAUCAAGAAGACUUGCAUCUGGACUAUAAGAAUAACAUAAUGAAAGAAAGGGCAGAGGCAAACAACUAUCCCUCUCCAAAGGUAAUCGAUCUAAACAGAGAAAUGGAAAGAAUGUCAUGGAAGUGAUUCAUGUUGAGCUGCUGGCUGGUCCAGAGCAUGCUGAAUGAGAAGAGUUUCAAAUUCUAUACAAUCAGAGGAGCUUUACAUUUACUUUACAUUGAGAACACAAACUGUAUUUCUGUCUUUUUGCUUCAGCAUAAUUACUGCUUAUUGAUCUAAAACAUGCAUCUUAUUUUGUAAUACUAAAAUUCUGUUAAUAUUGGUAAAUUAUUUGAAGUGAAAUCUUUUUUAAAUGUGCAACAGUGAUUAAACAAUGGUAAACUGUUGAAUUAAGGUUACACAUACUUAAAAAUGUUUUAUGGCCAAUAUGCUGAAUUAAGCAUUUGUAGUACUCUUGUGCUGUUUUCUGUGUGGUAGAAGCCACUGUAUAUGCUAAAUCUGACCAUGUCACAAUGGUACUUACCAGAAGAAGUGCAUAGAAUAAAUGGGGUUUCUCCUCUAAGUAUGGAAAUUUCUUAUAAAACUCAGGAAGUAAACAAAUAGCUGUGGUUUCAGGACUAAGCAGAGAAAGAUGGUACACAAAUUAACCUCAUCGACCUUAUGGCAAUUAAAUGUCUGUACUAUUCUGGUAAGUAUGUGCAUCUAUGUACUUGUCUUAUGGAUUUUUAGUCCUACUUAACCAGGACUUCUUUGGUCCUGUCUGUUUUCAGUCCCUGUUUUACAGCAUUAUGUACAUGGCACAGAACAGUUAAUUUGGUUUUGCAAUAUGAGCAAGACCCAUGUAUCUUUUUUCAUCGUUUUAUAAAUAUAUAUAUAUAUAUAUAUAUAUAUAUAUUUUUUUUUUUUCUAUUUCUUUGGUCAGUACUGCUCAUUUACACAGGUUAGGAAGUGUUGUAAAGAAAAACCCACAAAUCCAAUGAUUUGAAAAACAGUAGGUUUGAUUCAAUCUGGAGAUA